GCAGGCCUAAUUAGUGCAAUGAACAAACUGCGCAAACCAGAAUCAGUAAACACAGCAACACAGACCAGAAACCAAGAACACAUAGAAGACACUCACCAAGAACACAUAGAACACACUGUAGAAACUGAUAAAGAAGUAGUAGAAAAUAGUAAUGAACCUACUGAUGAAGAGACUGAAGACACCAUGAAAGAAAAGAAUGUCAAUUUGAGACUGGAAACAGAGGGCAAAGAUAUGCGUGAACAACCAAAAGUAAUUGUGUUUCUAUCACAUUUACUUAUGUUAUUCCAAUUUUGCCAUAUAUGCCACAAUCCAAAACCAAAAGUGAYAAUAACUCAGUCUGGCACAUUUAUUUCAAUUACCACUGAGUGUGACAUUUGCAAGAAAGAAUAUACAUGGGACAGCCAGCCCAAGCUCUUAGGAAAGUUUCCAGCAGGGAACUUGCUUCUCAGCUUUGCUGUGCUUUGUGCAGGAGCAUCCAUWAYAAAAWUUCUUUUGGUGUUCAAACAUAUGAAUCUGUUGGCAUACUAUGAAGCAUCCUAUUACUACCAUCAGCGUAAAUUACUAAUCCCAUCAAUAGUGACAUUUUGGCGUUCUUACCGUCYAAAGAUUCUCGACAGUCUAAAAGGAAAGGAAGUAGAAAUAGGAGGAGAUGGCAGACAUGACUCUAUGGGGCACUCUGCCAAAUUUUGUACAUACUCUAUUGUAUGUUGCACUGUUGGCUUAAUAAUAGAAGUAGUCCUUGUGCAGUGCAAUGAAGCUGGAAGUAGCACUGCGAUGGAAUUUUUAGGRCACCAAAGGGCAUUUGCAUUCCUGUUAACAACUGCUCUAGUGAUUAAAACYUUUAUCUCUGAUCGCCACACAAGUAUUGCCAAGUGGAUGAGGGAAGAGUGCCCAAAGAGGUGCAAGGCACUUGGUAAAGUGGAAAUUUCCCACUAUUUUGACCUUUGGCAUGUUGCUAAAAAAAUCCAGAAAGUUCUAACUAAGCUUAGUAAAGAAAAAGACUGCUUGAUAAUUGGACGAUGGAAGAAAGCAAUAGUUAAUCAUUUUUAUUGGUCCAUAACAUCAACCAAACCAGAGCUUGGAGAACUGAAACUUGCAAAGUUUCAAACCUURAUGUACCACAUACUUAACAAACACAAGAGUCUACCAAACAAGCUGUUCGAUAAGUGUUAUCAUGGUGUUAUCACUGUCCCAAAAGUAUGGAUGCACAAAGCCUCAGAAGCCUAUGAAAAAUUGCUGGAAAAGUUAAACAAAACUACAUUGACUAAUGCCAUUAAGAAGACCUCAUCA
Exaiptasia diaphana is the source of this 1290-nucleotide messenger RNA. RefSeq lists its product as uncharacterized. The record is from RefSeq and is a predicted model, not a curated record. The transcript has 6 exons. NCBI's taxonomy places the organism in Eukaryota, Metazoa, Cnidaria, Anthozoa, Actiniaria, Aiptasiidae. The annotation marks the transcript as partial.